UCACCAGGCAGGGAAGGUGCACGCUCCUGCUCGCCUCCCUACCUCUUAUUUAUUUAUUUAUUUAUUACAUAUUAGUUUCACCAAAUUACCAUUCAGUGCCAAAUAUGAAAGUUAAAAGUGUUGUGAGCGUGCUGCUGGUGGUGCUGCUGCUGGCGGCGGCCUCCGUGUACGGUGAGGAGGAGUGGUCCUGGGGCAGCGAGUCUCCCCGCCAGGCUAAGGACGUUGGUGAAGCCCCAACACCCGGCGUCGCUACCCUCACCGUCUCCGUCAGCCCUGAGGAGCAGACCCCAGAUCUUGAGGCGGACUUCCUCCGGAAGACAUUGGGUGUCGGGCCCCUGCCUCUGGAGCCCCAUUCCUCCUACUCCGUGAGUGCCGAGGGCGUUGAAGGUGGCGUUGAAGCUGUGGACGGCCUCUUGAUUUCCGGGGACAGAGACCGUGAGGGACGCUUUCUGGGUAUUGGAGAAAAACUCUGCACGUACGGGAUUGGCAUCAAUUGUAACAAAAAAUAUCCAUCGCCAGUGAAGUCACAGUACGGAGCUCCACCCCUCAAGCCAGUCGGUGGCUAUGGACCACCUCAGGUGGGCUAUGGUACCCCUCAGGUGGGUUACGGCGCCCCACCUCCUCCCCCCACCUACCCCAUCAGAAAGUACGGUUCUCAACCACCACUAAAAGGAUCAUCACAGUCCUCCUCACUAACUGGACUCCUAUCUGUGCUCGAGCCUUUCAUGCCCGGUUCCAAGAAAAAGAUUCCCCCUAAAAUAGGUCACGAUGUCCUGUCUCCCUCCUACAUAGCUCCCAACCCCAACUAUGCCCCGUUGUUAUCCUCGUAUUACCCGCCAACCAAUCCCAGUUAUGCCACCCCUCGCCCCGCAUUCCCAACCACUCAGUACAUCUCCCAACAACCCGACUACAUCGCCCCGAAGCCCGUUAAUUACGUUCCUCCCAAGCCCAACUAUGCCGCAGCCCUCCCAUCCUAUGUUGAACCCAAGCCGGCGUAUGCUGAACCUAAGCCAGUCUUUGCCAAACCCGUCGCAACUUACACGGUUGAGCGGGCCAUUCAGCCCACUGUGAUAGAGCAUCACACACAUUCCCACACACAUGUCUAUAAGGACCAGGGAAUUCCUCACGAUAUAUACCAAGGGCAUGGCAGUCAGCAAGUGUUCCAGAGAGAAGACGUUAAGAAGGAUUCUAGUCUCGGACUCAAGAGGGAAACUAAUCUGGGUAACAUCCAACAGAGCACGCAUCGCGACAUCCAACAGAGUGUACAUCGCGACAUCCAACAGAGCACGCAUCGCGACAUCCAACAGAGUGUACAUCGCGACAUUCAACAGAGCGCACAUCGCGACAUUCAACAGAGCGUACAUCGUGACAUCCAACAGAAUGUGCUUCGAGAUAUCCAACAGAAUGUGAAUCGCGACAUCCAACAGAAUGCUCAUCGCGACAUCCAACAGAAUGUGCUUCGAGAUAUCCAACAGAAUGUGAAUCGCGACAUCCAACAGAAUGCUCAUCGCGACAUCCAACAGAGUGUGCAUCGAGAAAUCCAACAGAAUGCUCAUCGCGACAUCCAACAGAGUGUGCAUCGCGAUUUCCACCAGGCGAGUGCCAGCGGCAGUGCUUCGUCUCUGUCCGUCUUCCCAGCAGUCCUUGUCGGUCAAGAAUUUCAACCAGGCAAAAUCGAGACAGGAUUCAAACCAAUGUCGUCAGUGCAACAGACCCUCUUUCGGCCAUUGACUCCCGCAUAUCGCGAGGAUUGCCAAUGCGUCCCGAUUCCUUUCUGCUCCGACCAGGAUGUUAUCGGCCGCAGCGCCCCUGGCGACAUCCGGGAGCUCUUGGACGCUCGCAAUAAAGGCUCUGAUAUUCUAUCCAAUGCUACUGAACUCACCAAUAGUGACGCAGCUCUUGUAAACGAGAAUAAACUCAACGCGAACUCUAUAAGGAGAGGGAGAGUACUGGGCCUGAGUGCCGAAACAGUGACCGAAGAAACAGCUGAGGAAGUAACAGACCUGAUAACAGAGGUAGAUACAACUGAAACAGUUCCUGAAGAAGUGACGGAAGAGGUCAAUGAAGACGUGACAGAGGCCACAACUGAAGACGUGACAGAAGCAGUAACGGUGGACGGUCAAGAGACGCGUGUCAGACGACAGGCAAAUAGCACGGACGAACAGAUAGCAGCACCGGAGCUCGAGAGCGCCCCCAGCGACCGCCAAGGACGUCAGUUAACAGGCUUCACUCCUGGUAGUGAAGGCUGCGGGCCCAACCAUGUCUGCUGCCGCAGGCCUGUCUUCAAACCACGCCGCAGUCAGAAGUAUACUUGCGGGCUCCGCAACGCUGCUGGUCUCCUGGGUCGCGUCAAGACCGCUCACUUUGUUGAAGGUGACGCGGACUUCGGGGAGUACCCCUGGCAGGCAGCGAUUCUCAGGCGCAAGGAAGGGGAAAUCAUGUAUCAAUGUGGAGCCACUCUCAUUGACGACAGACAUGUUCUCACAGCGGCCCAUUGCAUGGAAGGACUUCACCCGUCCCAGUUGAAGGUGCGACUGGGCGAGUGGGAUGUGGCGGGAAACUCAGAGUUCUAUACACAUCUUGAGCUGAGGGUCGCCGGCGUCUACCCCCACCCGGAGUACUACAAAGGAAAUCUUAAUAACAACCUUGCCGUCGUCAGACUAGAAGCUCCUAUUGACUUCACAGCAUACCCCCAUAUCACCCCUGUCUGCUUGCCGAAGGAGUUUGCAGACUUCAAGCACCAGCGCUGCCAUGCAACUGGCUGGGGUAAGGAUGCCUUUGGCUCUGAAGGCAAGUUCAGCCAGGUACUGAAGGAGGUUGAACUGCCCAUCGUAGAGGACCGACAGUGCGAGGCGGUCCUGCAGCAGACUCGCCUGGGUCGAGACUUCACCCUCUACGAGGGUAACCUGUGUGCCGGCGGCGAGGCGGGAAGAGACACAUGCCAGGGUGACGGAGGGAGCCCCUUGGUGUGUAGCGGCAGUGACGGCCGGGUACAGCUGGCCGGGCUUGUGUCGUGGGGUCUGGGCUGUGGCCAGCCCGGCAUCCCUGGUGUCUACGUCAGAGUCGCCCACUACCUCAGCUGGAUCCGGGACAUCACCAAGUCGUAGAGGUCGUCUUCGUCAGGUCAUAUACCACUCGUCAACCUAGGUUAUUUUGGCAUAUUUGUAUGCUUAAAUAGACCUCAAGUGUUCACUGGCAGCAUAUGCUGGUGGUUUAUUAUAAGAUCUUCCUCUGUUUGAAGAUGUAUGUAAGCAUUUUAUGCUAUGUUGUACUCUUGAGUAAGAGAAUUCUAGUUAUUAUGUUAAUAAAAUGUUAUUUUGUAA
Molecule: messenger RNA, 3323 nt
Organism: Procambarus clarkii (red swamp crayfish)
Lineage: Eukaryota; Metazoa; Arthropoda; Malacostraca; Decapoda; Cambaridae
Biological process (GO): proteolysis
Molecular function (GO): serine-type endopeptidase activity
Source: RefSeq, a predicted model, not a curated record